Messenger RNA from Sinocyclocheilus rhinocerous, 363 nucleotides. RefSeq names its product tight junction protein ZO-1-like. The transcript is spliced from 2 exons. The record is from RefSeq and is a predicted model, not a curated record. The annotation marks the transcript as partial. Lineage: Eukaryota; Metazoa; Chordata; Actinopteri; Cypriniformes; Cyprinidae.
CCCCAGCCCCUGGACACCGACAGCGGGGUCGACACUUUCACGCGCACCAUGGACAACAGGCCCAAAUAUCAGCACAACAACAUCAACGCCCUUCCCAAGGCCGUUCCCGUCAGCCCCAGUGCGCUGGAUGACGAUGAGGAAGAUGAGGGUCACACGGUGGUUGCCACGGCGCGGGGCAUCUUUAAUUGUAACGGUGGAGUGUUGAGCUCCAUUGAGACAGGAGUCAGUAUUAUCAUCCCGCAAGGAGCGAUUCCAGAUAGCGUGGAGCAGGAGAUCUACUUCAAAGUGUGCCGGGACAACAGCAUCCUGCCCCCUCUGGACAAAGAGAAAGGUCUGAAUCCCAUCUACUUUUGUUUUAUUUAG